Hyaloperonospora brassicae is the source of this 735-nucleotide messenger RNA. NCBI's taxonomy places the organism in Eukaryota, Oomycota, Peronosporomycetes, Peronosporales, Peronosporaceae. The record is from the annotation of a GenBank genome assembly.
AUGAACAUGAACAUGGAUCCCAACACCAUGAGCCCGUGGUUUACGUCACAGGAUGGGGCGUUCCCGCCUACAAAUGCGCCAACACAUCGCCCUAUCAACAACAGUGGUGGUCCAGGCUUUACUGCGGCGAUGUCAGGGUCCAGCGGACUUAGCGGCACGGUGGGCUCGUCGUCGGGGUAUUAUGAGGACGGGGACGACGAAAAUGAAUUUGCGGACGAGCCACCGCUUUUGGAAGAGUUGGGGAUCAAUUUUGAGCACAUUUGGGCCAAAACGGUGUCCGUGCUGCUCCCAACGAAGCAGAUCAACGAGCACAUUCUGGAUGAUGCCGACUUGGCAGGACCGCUGGUCUUUUGUUUCCUCUUUGGCACAUGUUUGCUAUUGGCUGCAAAGGUUCACUUUGGCUACAUCUACGGGUUCGGCGUCCUCUCAUGCAUGUUCAUGUACAUGCUGAUGAAUCUGCUGUCCCCGGAACGGACGAUCGACAUUUACCGAGUGUGCUCAGUGCUGGGCUACUGCUUGCUACCGAUCAUCGGUCUCGCAGCGAUCAACAUUGUGGUCUCGGUGAAAGACCUGGGCAUUGCAGGCUUCGUGCUAGCCAGCGUGUGCACACUCUGGAGCACACACACGGCGUCGCGUUUUUUCGAGAAGGCGCUCUACAUGACGGAGCAAAAGUAUCUUGUCAUGUACCCGACCAUGCUGGUGUAUGCUUGUUUCGUGCUCAUCGCUGUAUUCUAA